ACCACUUUUAAGACGCGCCACCAAGAGGAGACCGUCGUGCGAACAGCGGAGGAGGAGAUGGCAGAAAUAAGCUUAAGCACGAGUCUGUUGGCUCUUAUUGGCAUCUUGACCACACUGACGAGUUGCGAUACUAUUCCUUGGCAGGAGGAAAAGCUUAAACAUGAAGCUACUACUCUGAACUCCAGUGAACUGAGUAGUAUCGUAGCUCAUACUGAUCUGGACCGGAUGUGGCAGAAGGACCUGAAGUCAAUGCUUGUUGUGCGUUAUCCUGGUUCAGCUGGAAGCCAACAAGUUCAGCAGCAUAUUAAAUCAACCCUAAGCUUGCUGAAAGCUGGCUGGGAUGUGACUGAGGACUCCUUCUAUGCUUAUACUCCUUAUGGGCAGCUGCCCUUCACCAACAUAAUUGCUACUCUCAACCCUGCUGCAAAACGUCAGUUGGUGCUGGCCUGCCACUUUGACUCCAAAUACUACCCUCCUCAAUGGGAUGGCCGUGAGUUUCUCGGGGCAAUUGAUUCUGCAGUGCCCUGCUCUAUGAUUCUGGAACUUUCAAGAGCCCAAGAUGAUGAAUUAAAGACCCUGAAGAAUUCUGGCUUAGAACUGUCUCUGCAGCUCUUGUUCUUUGAUGGAGAAGAGGCUCUUUAUCAGUGGACAUCUGAAGACUCUCUGUAUGGCUCUCGUCAUCUGGCCCACAAAAUGGCCACAGCAUCACAUCCACCAGAAGCUACCAACACCAGCCAGCUUGACAGCAUUGAUCUGUUUGUUCUUCUGGAUUUGAUUGGAGGUCCUAAUCCUCGAUUUGGAAAUCAGUUCUCCAGUACGACCCGGUGGCUUUCCAGACUACAGAAUAUUGAGCGUCGGCUACAUGCUCUCGGUCAGCUGGAGAAUCACCCUAAUGAGGUUCAGUAUUUCUGGCCUGGCCUGCAUGUGGGACUUAUUCUGGAUGACCACAUACCAUUCCUCAACCGAGGAGUCCGCAUUCUCCAUCUUAUUUCAACACCUUUUCCUGCGGUGUGGCACACAUUUGAUGACAAUGAGGAGAACCUUGACCAAACCUCCAUCAGUAAUCUCAACAAAAUCCUCCAGGUCUUUGUUCUUGAAUACCUCAACAAGAAAAGCCCAGAAAAUCAAGUUGUUGAAGGCUCAUAAUGUUUUAUAAAUUUACCAGCAGUCACCUGUUUCUCAUACAGAUAAGAACAUUCAAUGUUCUAAUUUAGUCAGUUUCGGUAAUUUCAAAUGUGACUAAGCUGUCACUGGGUUUAUACCUUUUCAAAAGUUCUCACUUGGACUUUUUUUUCCCUAAAAUGUACCUUAAUGGCAGGCCUGUAAAUUAUUAGUUUUAUUACAUCUGAAUUAUUAGCCCCCUGUAUAUUUUCCCCCAAUUUCUGUUUAACAGAAAGAAGAUUUUUUUAACACAUUUCUAAACAUAAUAGUUUUAAUAACUUUUCUUAGGCAAAUCAUUGUAUAAUGAUGGUUUGUUCUAUAGACAAUUAAAAAAUAUAUAUUGCUUAAAGGGGUGAGUAAUAUUGACUUUAAAAUGGUUUAAAAAAUAAUUAAAAAUUGCUUUUAUUCUAGGCAAUAUAAAACAAAUAAGAUUUUCUUCAGAAUAUGUGAAAGUACUGUGAAAAAUUCUUUGCUCUGUUAAACAUUAUUUGGGAAAAACAUUGAAAAAGAAAAUAAAAUUUACAAGAGAGCUUAUAAUUUUGACCUCUACUGUAUGUAUAUGUUUACCCUCCUCAUGCCAUACCUUCCUAAAGGGAUAGUUCUUCCAAAAUGAAAAAUUACUGCAGUGUACAAACUGUAUUUGUACCUAAAUGAAAUAUAUCAGAAAGGUACUUUUGAAGGGUACUGCCACAGUGACAUAUUUGUUUGUACCUUUUCUGCAGGUAUUUUCUGUCACAAAAUAAGUUUGUUCUUUUUUUAUAUUCUCUAACUUCCAACCAGAAUGGUGAAUAAAGGGUUAAAAUUGAAAUGACAUUUUAGUAAUCUAAGAUCAGACUCAGCAGGGUUUACUGUAAACCCUGCUUUAUUGGAAAUAGUAUUAUCUUCAUCUCUUUUGGCUUUCUGAUAGUCCUGAAUAUUCCCCAGGAAAGCUAAAUACUGAAAUAUGGUACUUGAUAAAUAUAAUUGUCUUGCUGGUUAUAUGAAUAAAUAACAAAGUUUAUAGUAGCCUUAGGUAUAGUUAUGGGUCCUGUUAAGUUAAAUGUAAACUACUAAAUGAUAGAGAAUCACAGAAUCACUGAUUGUGCAGGCUGCUGCUAUUGUCAUGUGCUCCAGCUUUCAAUGUGUUUUUUAUUGACUACUGGGCUCGGAAAGCUUUUAAUGUCGCAUUAAACAUGUAUCUAUUUUGAAUUGCUGAUAAUAAUGAAAAACAGAUAAUAAACAUUUUAUAAAGCAGUGGUUAAA
Molecule: messenger RNA, 2403 nt
Organism: Danio aesculapii
Lineage: Eukaryota; Metazoa; Chordata; Actinopteri; Cypriniformes; Danionidae
Gene: qpct
Product: glutaminyl-peptide cyclotransferase
Exons: 8
Coding region: 58-1146 (362 amino acids)
Molecular function (GO): glutaminyl-peptide cyclotransferase activity; zinc ion binding
Source: RefSeq, a predicted model, not a curated record